AUGGCAGCCAAGACCAAGGCCCAAGGCAUCAUCGACGACAAUGCCGUCGCCGUCUUCUCCAAGUCUUACUGCCCGUACUGCAAGGCCACCAAGCAGCUGUUGAGCGAGCUGGGCGCAAAGGCGAACAUCCUCGAGCUCGACCAGAUCGGUACGCUUUUCCAACACGCUCCCAAACCCAAACGCUGCCCCGUCUCCACAGCAACGUGCUCGUGCUAAUGACUGUCCCGCGCAGAUGACGGUGCCGCCAUCCAAGACGCCCUCCAGGAGCUGACCGGCCAGCGCUCUGUGCCCAACAUCUUCAUUGCCAAGAAGCACAUCGGUGGUAACUCGGAGUUGCAGGCGAAGAAGAGCGAGUUGCCCAAGCUGUUGAAGGAGGCCGGCGCGGUCUGA
Messenger RNA from Lecanosticta acicola, 390 nucleotides. The record is from the annotation of a GenBank genome assembly. Lineage: Eukaryota; Fungi; Ascomycota; Dothideomycetes; Mycosphaerellales; Mycosphaerellaceae.